CAAAAAAUGAUAAAGAAUUAAAAAAUAAGAUAAUACUGCUUAUUUAAUCAAAAAUAUACAAAAAAAAACGCAAACAAAUAAAAUAAAGCAAUUGUUAUAUGCUUAUUUUUAGGUUAUGGAUUCAUAUUUAGUAGUAAAUUUCAUCGACGAGAACCUUAUAGAAGUGGUUCCGGCAAGUUGGAAUAAAAAAAACACUAAAGUGUGUUAUUUUCCAUCAAAGGGGAACCAUGUUACUCAAAACACUUUUUAAAAAAUGGUACAACAUUGUGAACCACCGAAUACAGAAUGGGAUUUAUUUGACAUCGACAUUUUGGGAUCUUAUGAUAACUUUGAAAAAGCAAACAAAAAAGCCACUAAAGCGCAACAUACCAAUAACUUAGCUUCGUCACAAAGCGAAAGUGAACAAAGCAAACGAAAGUCAAAAGCAAAUCCCAAAUAUGCAAAUGAGUACGCUUAUAACUCUUCGUCAGAUUCAAACAAUUUAGAUCGUGAAACAUCUCCAGACAGCGAUUCAUCACUGCACGUACCUCAGCUACAUACAGCUUCUCUUCCACCUAAAGUACAAAAAAAAGGAUUACAGUUUAGAGAAACUGCAACAUUGUCUCCGAUAUACAUACACUCCACGCACCAUCUCGAAUGAAGGUAAGCUUUCAUAUACCCGUCCACAGAGGUAAUUUAAAAUUUGUAGGUAAAAGUUAUAAACCAAGUUGUGUAUCAUUACAAAAAUCAACGGAUUAUGAUGGAUGUGCUUUUGAUGUGAACCAGAAAAAAGGUCGCUCUGUGGUUGAUCUUUCUUGUACUUCACUUGACCGAAUGCAAGACAAAAUUUCACUAUCUCGUGACCGUGAAUCAUUGCAAGGAUCACCAAGUAGUGGAAGACGUGCCACAAAUAAAAAAAAAGAAGAUUCAUCUAUGGUAGAUUUUUCGCAUGAAGGUUUCACAGGAAGUGAUGACAAACGUUUCCAGAAGUUGGUUAUCAAUGAAUUAUUUUCAAUCAAAAAUAUGUUGUCAUCAUUAACUGAAAAAGUUGAACAGCUAACAAUUGCAGGCGGCAACCAAACAAAAUCCGUGGAGGAAGUUGAUGCUUUGAGAAAUAUAAUGGGACUUAUUCCUAUUUCUUUUGACAAGGACUUACAAACCAUCGAAAAGGCUUUAUCUUCGGAAGAAACUAUGCAGUUAUUUGCAACUGAAUUGAGCUUAAUAGGUGGUAACGAGGCCAAAACAAUGACAAAAAAAUUAUGUAUCGGCUAUUUUCCAACGAAAUUGGCCAAAAUUUUAGUUUCGAAGGGGCUAAAGGAAAAGAAGUGUUCAAAAAUUUAUUCAUUUAUAAAGCAAUUGUUCGAGCUGUUCGUUUAAAUAAAAAAACAAGUAAUGCCACCGAAGCAGAAAUAAUUCCCAAAAUAAAAGACUGGUUGGCGAAGGCCAAAGAGAGACACACAAAUCAAAAAAGAAGAAUUGAAUCUAAAAAAUCGGGUCCUGAAAAUGAUGAAGUUUGAAACAACUGAUACAAUAAUGAAAAUAGUCAUAUUAUACAAUAGUUUAAGGCAUGUACAAUUUAAGUAAUGUGGUAAUAAAUUGCAUUUGAGGUUAAAAAACACACAGGAAGUGCAG
Photinus pyralis (common eastern firefly) is the source of this 1611-nucleotide messenger RNA. RefSeq lists its product as uncharacterized. NCBI's taxonomy places the organism in Eukaryota, Metazoa, Arthropoda, Insecta, Coleoptera, Lampyridae. Bases 637 to 1356 code for a protein of 239 amino acids. The record is from RefSeq and is a predicted model, not a curated record. The transcript is spliced from 9 exons.